AUGGGAAAGAUUGGGGUGCAGAUGGAAACUUUGAAGGAUAUAGGUUCAUAUCAAUAUGCUGCCAACAACAUCAUUCCUGGAUACAAACCUCCUGGUUAUAAUGCAUUAAGGGGUCCAUUGUUGCAAAGAGAAAGAGCUCACACAGAGAAGUUACUUGAACCAAUUAAAGGAACUUGGAGAUUGAAAGGAGUGAGCAUAGUCACAGAUGGUUGGACAGAUGCUCAAAGGAGGCCUCUGAUUAAUUUUAUGGCUGUGUCUGAUGGGGAUCCCAUGUUUUUGAGGGCAGUUGAUGGAUCCAAAGAAUAUAAAGACAGACAUUAUAUGGCUGACUUGAUGCGUCAAGUGAUUGAAGAGGUCAAGCCUCAGAAUGUGGUUCAAAUAAUCACUGACAAUGCAUCUGUUUGCAAAUCAGCAAGUAGGCUUAUAGAGGCUGAGUAUCCCACUAUUUUCUGGACGCCAUGUGUUGUGCAUACGCUUAAUCUUGCAUUAAAGAAUAUAUGUGCAGCAAAGAACACAGAGGCAAAUGAGAUUGUACUCAAGCUCAUUAAAACUUCACUUCGUACAAUGGUGAUAAGUGAAGCAUGGAAUGCUUAUAAGGAAGAUGAUGUUAGAAAGGUAGCCACAGUGAAAAAUUUAAUCCUUAAUAACUCUUGGUGGGAUAAGGUGGAUUAUAUACUUUCUUUCACUGGACCGAUUUAUGACAUGCUUCGGAUGGCUGACAUAAAUAAGCCCAUACUUCAUUUAAUUUAUGAAAUGUGGGAUUCAAUGAUAGAACGAGUGAAGGAGUCCAUCUACAAGCAUGAGAAUAAGGAGCUUUCUGAGUAUUCAGCUUUCUUUGAUGUUGUUUAUAGGAUCAUUAUUGAUCGAUGGACAAAAAGUUGCACUCCCCUUCAUUGUCUUGCACAUUCAUUAAAUCCUAGGUAUUAUACACCCCAAUGGCUUGAAGGUGCUCCCAAUAGAAUUCCACCUCAUUUAGAUAAUGAAAUAUCAUCUGAGAGAGUAAAGUGCCUUCAUAGGUACUUUACUGAUCCUGAGGAGAGAAAGGCGGUCUUCCAAGAGUUCCCAAAAUUUGUUGGAAGUUUAGACUUCUAUUCAUCAUUUGAUUGUUUGCAAGAUAGGUGGAAUUUAGAACCUAAAGAGUGGUGGUUAAAUUAUGGUUCUUUCACCCCUAUUCUUCAGAGGCUUGCAUUGAAACUUCUAGGCCAACCGUGCUCUUCCUCUUGUGAAAGAAAUUGGAGCACUUACUCCUUUAUCCACUCAUUGAAGAGAAACAAGAUCACUCCUAAAAGAGCUGAAGACUUAGUUUUUGUGCAUACUAAUCUUCGUCUCUUGUCAAGGAAGAGUGAAAAGUAUCGCAUUGGGCAAAGUAGAAUGUGGGAUAUUGGUGGAGACAUUAUAGAGCCAUUUGAUGCUGUCAAUAGCCUUGAGAUGGCAAGCUUGUCAUUUGAUGAACCCAUUUUAGAGCAAGAAAUUAUAGGAGAGCCUAGUAAUGUAAUGGAAAAUGAGGAUGAUGAAAUGUGA
This is a messenger RNA of Prosopis cineraria, 1521 nucleotides long. RefSeq lists its product as uncharacterized. Lineage: Eukaryota; Viridiplantae; Streptophyta; Magnoliopsida; Fabales; Fabaceae. The record is from RefSeq and is a predicted model, not a curated record. The transcript is spliced from 4 exons. Gene Ontology annotation, molecular function: protein dimerization activity. Bases 1 to 1521 code for a protein of 506 amino acids.